Magnusiomyces paraingens is the source of this 921-nucleotide messenger RNA. RefSeq lists its product as uncharacterized. The transcript has a single exon. The coding region runs from base 1 to 921 and encodes 306 amino acids. NCBI's taxonomy places the organism in Eukaryota, Fungi, Ascomycota, Dipodascomycetes, Dipodascales, Dipodascaceae. The record is from RefSeq and is a predicted model, not a curated record.
AUGACUGCUGCUCCCACUGUUGCUAUUGUUGGCUUGACUGGCUUCCUUGCCAAGCACGUCAUUAACGCUCUCAUUUCCGAACCUUACAAGUCCCAAAUCUCAACUCCAAUUCGUCUCGUUACUCGUGAUGAGACUAAAGCCAAAGCUGCUAUUCCUGCCAUUGAAGCCUCUCCUGACCUUUUCAAGUUCUACAAGGCUGAUGCAGCCACUGGUGAAGGCCUUGCAGAAGCAUUUGAAGGAGCUACUGCUAUAGUCAAUCUUGCUGGCACUGGGUUCUCUCAUGACAAAAUUUCCGAUGCAGCUGCCAAGGCAAAAACAAAUCUCUAUGUUGCAUCUGAGUUUGGGGUCCCCACUACUGAAAAGGCGUUGGGAAAAUAUGCACCAGUCUUCGACUUUAAGAUUAAGGCUACUCAACAAGCCCGUGACAAGGGUCUUAAGACUGUAGCCGUGUACAAUGGUCUCUUUACCGAGUUUGCGUUCCGCGUGCCUGGUGCAGGUGGACUUCAGUCUACAACUGAAGCACAAACGUAUGUUCCCGACAAAGAGUAUGCAACCACUUCGUUGGUGGAUAUUGGUCGCAGUGUUGCUGCACUUGUGACCAAGUCGGCCACACCUGAGGAAGCCGGCAAGCUUCCUGACGAGCUAUUCAUCAAGGGCGGGUCCCUGAGUGGCAAGACUGUUGCUGACAUCAUUAGCAAGCUAACAGGAAAAGAAGUUGCACUGACUGAAAAGCCCCAGAAUGAGAUUGUUGACCGUGCAACCCAGGUGGUUGAGAAUGGUGUCAAGGGUCGCGAUGACUUUUUCGCAGUGUUACAGGCUUUGUUCACACAGGGUCUUGCAGACUACGAGGCCAAUGCAGAGGCCGUUAUUGCUGAUGCUUUUGAAACCCCUGAAGAGGUGGCUAAGCGUGUUUUCAAAUAA